Molecule: messenger RNA, 741 nt
Organism: Penicillium cinerascens
Lineage: Eukaryota; Fungi; Ascomycota; Eurotiomycetes; Eurotiales; Aspergillaceae
Product: bZIP transcription factor
Exons: 2
Coding region: 1-741 (246 amino acids)
Source: RefSeq, a predicted model, not a curated record
AUGGACGAGAAGAGCCAGAAGGAUCUUGACCGCCUGGCGCGAGUGCGCGAAAACCAGCGCAAAAGUCGUGCUCGGAAGCAGGAGCAUAUCCAAGACCUUGAGCAGCAGCUGGCAGCGUGUAAAAAGCAAGCGCGGCAGAAGGAUAUCGAGUACCGGCUAGCCCUGCAAAAAAUGCACGCUGAGAACCAGAACCUCAGGACUUUGUUGGGGUCGUUGGGGAUUUCCGCUGAGCUCGUCCAGCAAUAUGUGGAUGUGGCUGACCAGGGCUCGUCUGCGGCUCGCAAGGUUGCAAUUCCUGCCGUGCAACGUCCAAACGAGCCAGCUGCUCUCUCGUCUGCCUCACAUUCUUCAACCCUAUCUCAUUCUCCUAGCGGUGAUCGAAUAGAAAUUGAAAGCCCACCCGUGACUCAUGAUGCUUGCACUUUGACCGAGGCACAACCAAAAGAGCGGCCUCUUCCACAAAAACUACAGAGUCCAGAUCCUCCUCUAUGCUGCCCGCCGGGGUCGGGGCAAGCGGGCUCAAUCACCUGGCCCGGGGCAUCUGAUGACGAUGUGCUGAAUACAACUAUGUGUGCGAUCGCGGAUGAACUUGUCAACCAGUACAACACGCGCGGGGCUGAUAUAGAAGAGAUACGGCGGAGACUUUGGUCUGGAUUUAGAUCAGGAAACCCCGGCGACGGCUGUCGAGUACAAAAUCAAGUAUUAUUCCAAGUUCUGGAUGAAAUCAGCAACAACAUUUGA